Molecule: messenger RNA, 3356 nt
Organism: Drosophila eugracilis
Lineage: Eukaryota; Metazoa; Arthropoda; Insecta; Diptera; Drosophilidae
Product: homeobox protein 5
Exons: 7
Coding region: 575-2110 (511 amino acids)
Cellular component (GO): nucleus
Source: RefSeq, a predicted model, not a curated record
UCACGCACACCACCACAAACGCAGCAUAACGCGUCGUUCGACGUCGGUGUUUGUGUCUACGUCACGUCGGUUUAAAUUAUGUUUUAACUUCACGCAACUGCGAAAGUUACUCAAUCGAAGCUCAUAAUGCUCCCUCAAUUGCAUAACAGCACUUACGCAUGAAUGUGUGUGUGUGUGGGGAAACGCUAGAGGACCGAAACACACCACACCGGGCAACGGCAACGGAAAUACACGGUGGAAGAAGCUAAAUUUUAGUAAAAACAGAGUUUUGACAAAAACUAUACAAACAUGUCCGCCUGCUGAAUAGCGAUCAACUAUCGCAUCAUUACCAACAAACAGUAUUCGCUCGAACAAGCAGCACAUAACCCCAAAAGUCACCACGGUAUAUUGGAAGAGGUUGAGAGCCGUCGCUAAACAGAAAGUGCAGCCCUGGAAAAUGGCAUUCUCGGCGCACUGUUGACCUGGCCACACUGACCAGCCCGAUUUAGUUGCUGUUUUUUUACAUAACUCGCCACAUUCGUUCGCCUCGGGAUCCGUGAUAUAUAUAUAUACAUAUAUGAUAAUAUAAUAUAUUAUGGCCGUUUUCAUGAUCAACGUCUGCAAGUACAAUGGCUGCGGCAUCACAUUUCCGAGCUUGAGCGAUCUGAUUUCCCACAUCGAGGACACCCAUAUAGACUAUGACCCAAAGGUGGUCGAACAAAAGGAGCAGGCCCAGCCUGCCUGCCUGCCCUUGAGCUACGUCCUGCGCUUCAUCACCGAGGAGAACCGCAAGGAAGCGGGCUCGUUCCUGGCCAGCAACACAACCGCCCCACCGACCAGCAAUAGCGGAUCCAAUUCCGCUGGCCAUGGGAAUGGCAACGUGGAGCUCAAGCGAAAGCUGGCCAUUAAGCACCACAGCUACAGUAUGUCCUCGUCAAAUCGUAGCACCACGCCCACGGGCAGCGAAAUGGACGAGGACGAAAUGGUGGUCACGGAGUCGGAGGAUAGCAACGACUCCUGGACCACCGAGGAGUUCAGCUCCGAGUUUAUCAUGCGCUAUGGCAGCAGGCAUUCCGGUGGCGGAAACAAUGGCACGCCCGGCAAUGAGAAACCAUUCGCCUGCCCUGUUCCGGGAUGCAAAAAGCGUUACAAGAACGUGAACGGCAUCAAGUACCAUUCAAAGAAUGGCCACAAAAAGGAUGGAAGAGUUCGCAAAGGUUACAAGUGUCAUUGCGGCAAAAGCUACAAGACGGCCCAGGGCCUGAAGAACCACGCUCUGCACACCCACAACUCGCAGCCGGAUAGCGUGCUGAAUGCCCAACUAGCCAAUGCAUUGGCUAUCGGCGAUGGCGGCAGUUCGUCUGCUACGCCUGUGGGCAUCAGCAACAGCUCCACCAAUCCGAACCCGCCGCCCGUCAUUCAGCGCAGCAAUUCGCCGUCGCAGUCGUUGGGCUCUUUGAGCCCUUCGAGCAUCAGCAACAUGUCGAGUAGCGCCAGCAGUUGUCACGGAGGCAGCAGCAGUCUGUCCAAUGGAAACAACAACAACAAUGGCAACAAUGGUAGCAACACCAGCAACACUGCCAUUCUCACCGGCAAUGGGAAUGUUCUGCAGCAGCUCAGCGCCGGGAAUGUGGUCACCCUGACUAAUCUUCCUACCCAGCAACCACAGCAGCAGCAGCAACUCCAUCAAAACACUGCAACAGAAACCUCUUACUCCUGCUCAAACAACAGCAACCUCAGCAAUCCGAACAGCAACCACAGUAGCAGCGACUCCAGCAAGCCGCCGACAAUGGUCCUGCCCGUUGCAAAGAGGUCCAUAGUGACCGCUGCAGCGAAGCCAGCCACCACCGGAAACUCCCUGCCCAUGCAGAUCUCGCCCAACUUCAUUGAGCACAAGUACGCGGGGUUGCCCAUGAAGGAGAAGUUCUUCUUGAACUUUAGGGCCGGCAAAACAGUGUCCAGUUCAUCGGGUGGCGAUGGCGUGGCCACAAGCUUGGGACACCAGUCGGAUGUGGGCAUUUCUGGAGGAUCAGGAGGAGGCGGCGGCUUGCGGGCGGUUGCUGUGGGCCAAAUGUGCGCGCUGCAAAACGAGCACAUUCACCAAAACCUCUUCAAGAAAACGAUCAACUGAUCGUCAGAUCGGAUGAGGUGAGGAAGGAGAGAGGCGCAAACGCUGGACGCCGCUGAAAAGCAAGAGAGUUGGCUGUGAUGAAGUAGUAACUAACUGAUUAACAAACGGGACGAGAGGCGGAGAAAGAGGAUUCCUCAAUAAGGCAGAGAUGGGAAGGAAGCAGAAGCUGCGGCAGUUUAAGGAGGAGGGAUUAAAGAAGUGAGGGAGCUGGGCGCCGCCCUAACAUCCUUAGAGAAGUUUUCCAAGACAAGGCAACACGAAGCAACAGUUUACAUUGGCUUCCAAACGUAAUAACACAAAAUGCAAAAAACAAACAAAAAAAAAAAAAAAACAAAACAAAUUCCAUGCAUUUCGCAAUUGUGAAAAAUUCACCCAAAAGCACACAAAAAGAAACAUCAAAACUAAUCUCAACCAUGUUAAGCAUGCCUGCUUAGAAAAGCUUCUCUAAAACAGCUUUAGAUAAUUUGAAAAUGGAAAAAAAAACGAAACAAAACAUAAAAUUCGAAAAAAAGAAUAAUACACAACACAAAAUUUUAGAAAAUACAUUUGGAGAAUGUUCUUCAACUAGUCAUUAUUGUAGUUAAAUUAAAUUUUGAUUUUAUAUACGCAUAACAACCAGACCUUUCUGAUCGACUGGUUGGCGGAAUUUCCGGAACCUAUAUAUAUAUAUAACUUUAGAAGCUACUUACCCCUGUACAAUUUCAAUGAAAUCAUCUUUUAAAGGGGGUUCCCCCAGCCAGUUGUUUCAACCAUUUUAUUCAAAAAUCAUACAAAUUGUCCAAAAGAGCUCCGCAGUUUAUUGAGGGAGGAGAGUGGAGCAGGGAAACUGUAAGCGUUCUCCUGUGAUCCACUUGAAUUAGGAAAAUUAUAGGUCGCCAACUUGCCAAGGCAACUUCGAGCGAGCCGAGCGAAAGAACGGAGAUGCAAAAUUGAUAAAUGUCGAAUAUUUCAAACAUAAAAUAGUUAGCUAAAAAUUUAGGGGAAGCCAGGAGGCGUUUCCACUUAGGAGCCACAAUAACUACAGUAGUUAUAGUAUUUUAAUUAUAAAUUACGCUAUUAUUUAUACCACAGAGAAUACAUCUGUAGCUGUGUGAGUGUGUGUCCGUGCAUGUAUUGUAACUGUUUAUUUAUAGUGUUCAAACGACCCUAAAAGUAAAGUCCCUAAAACAAAAACAAAAACAAAAAUACAAAAUACAAAAUACAAAAUAUACGAUAUGAAUACGAAAAUAUAUUUGUGCAUACUCUC